GACUUGAGAAAGAGCUGACAGGGGUCACUGGAAGAUCUGAAGAAAUCCACUUUCCCAAACAAUCGCCAUCCAUCACUGGAGCUGAAGAAUAAAUUGAAGAUAUUGUGGUUCUCUUCGGUGGCCUGACACCCAUGAGAGAGAAGAUCUAUCAGCUCUAAUCUUCAAAGGAUUUAAUAACUAAACCAUUUAACCCCCGCUAAAAUGAAGGCAUUCAGCAUUGCAGUUGCAGUGACACUCGUGCUUGCCUUUAUUUGCAUUCUGGAGAGCUCUGCACUCCCAUUCACUGGGGUGCAAGAGCCGGAGGAGGCAGGGAGCAAUGACACUCCAGUUGUGGCACAUCAAGAGAUAUCAAUGGAAUCGUGGAUGAUGCCAAAUCACAUCAGACAGAAGCGUCAGAGCCACCUCUCCUUGUGCCACUGGUGCUGCAACUGCUGCAAGGGCAACAGGGGCUGCGGUUUCUGCUGCAGGUUCUGAGGAUUCGCACAACAACCACUAAAUAUUAAUUUAUUGCUUUGCUUUUUGUCUCACACCAAGAAUGACCUCUUCUUGACCUCUCUCUCCAAUGCAUUGCCUGAGCUACAUUCUUUAACUUUUUUUUGUAACAUAUUUUAAAGGAGGUGUGAUUCACUGAGCAGCACUGGAAAAUAAUGAAAAAAUGGCUACUCUUUAUUCUUUGUAUUUAUUAUUUUUCAUACUUUCACCCUGUAAGUCUUUUUGUAAGCUCAAUGAAUGUAAAUUUGUUUCUAGAAAUAAUUCAGACAUGAUGGUUUCUUCAUCUAAAUUAAGUCUAUGGAAUUAAUAUUUGUUCUAGAAUAAAUAAUGAACAUUUAAAGCAAAUGCAAAAAUGUUUUGUGUUCUUUACUAAAGGAAAUAUUGAACAGCAAUGAGUCUUAAAUGAUCCCUAUUUGGAUAUAGAUGUAGGUCUACGUCAAAUAACACAAGUGUCUUGAUCAUAAAUAUUGUACCUUUGCAAUAUGUGUCACAUAAAUUAUAGUAAGAUAUCAAGCAAUAAAAGGAAAUUUAUGGCACUUUGAGUUGUAAAUAUUCUUUUACAAUUCUGAAAAUAUUGUUGGAUUUGGUCUCAGUCGGUGAUGCAACUGCACUGUUUUUUUAGACCCUACAUUUUAUUAUCACAUUAAAAUUUAUUGGCACUUAAAAUUGUUAACACAAUGCAUAACACAAAAUGAA
This is a messenger RNA of Thunnus maccoyii (southern bluefin tuna), 1188 nucleotides long. It is a transcript of the gene hamp, whose product is annotated as hepcidin antimicrobial peptide. Gene Ontology annotation, cellular component: extracellular region. Gene Ontology annotation, biological process: intracellular iron ion homeostasis; defense response to bacterium. Bases 202 to 474 code for a protein of 90 amino acids. The record is from RefSeq and is a predicted model, not a curated record. The transcript has 3 exons. NCBI's taxonomy places the organism in Eukaryota, Metazoa, Chordata, Actinopteri, Scombriformes, Scombridae.